Messenger RNA from Helobdella robusta, 1250 nucleotides. RefSeq lists its product as hypothetical. Gene Ontology annotation, molecular function: DNA binding; 3'-5' exonuclease activity; DNA-directed DNA polymerase activity. Gene Ontology annotation, cellular component: gamma DNA polymerase complex; mitochondrion. The transcript is spliced from 10 exons. The annotation marks the transcript as partial. Gene Ontology annotation, biological process: mitochondrial DNA replication. The record is from RefSeq and is a predicted model, not a curated record. Lineage: Eukaryota; Metazoa; Annelida; Clitellata; Rhynchobdellida; Glossiphoniidae.
AUGAAGGAAGACAGCGCGGGUCGUGUCGGCAAUCCACUCUCGAAAUAUUUGCAUCAGUAUCUAAAGGAUGGCGUCCUAACAUCUCACCAUGGCAAGAAUGUUGAUGACAUGAUCGUGCAAACUGCUAGGUCGUCUUACUGGAAAAACAAUGUUGAUAGGAUCAAAUCACAGAUGGUCGUCAUUCUGGAUGAGAAGCACCUGCCCGCUAAAGUCAUCAACUCACCGAAGUACAUCCAAACAGCGAAGAUAGGACUUAUAUUGCCCAGAAUAAUAACAUCGGGUACUGUAACAAGAAGAUCCGUUGAACCAACCUGGCUCACUGCAAGCAAUGCUUACCCCGACCGGAUAGGAAGUGAACUGAAGUGCAUGGUUCAGUCUCCACCCGGCUACUGCUUCGUCGGAGCUGACGUCGAUUCGCAGGAAUUAUGGAUUGCAGCUCUCAUGGGCGAUUCUCUUUUUGUAGGAUUGCACGGCUGCACAGCUUUUGGUUGGAUGACUCUGCAGGGAAGCAAGAUUAAUGGGACUGAUUUGCAUAGCAGAACUGCCAACAUGUUAGGCCUCGAUAGGGAGCAUGCCAAGAUUUUCAACUACGGACGAAUAUAUGGAGCCGGACAGAGGUUUGCCGAGAGAAUGUUGCUGAAGUUCAACUCGAAGCUGUCCAAGAAGGAAGCUCACAUCAAGGCGAAGAACAUGUUCUUGUCAACGAAGGGGAGGAAGAUAAAUGUUUCAGAAGAGCUUGGAGGUAAAAGAAUAUGGCAUGGUGGAAGUGAGUCUCACAUGUUCAACAAGUUGGAACAAAUAGCGAACGACAUGAAGCCACAAACUCCAGUGUUGGGCGCUCGCAUGAGCUCCGCGUUGGAAGCCACAGUUGUUAACAACGACUUUAUGACCAGUCGUGUGAACUGGGUCGUCCAGAGCUCCGCUGUCGACUAUCUACACUUGAUGCUGGUCUGCAUGAGGUGGCUGUUCAGUGAAUUCCACAUCAGAGGAAAGUUCUGCAUAAGUAUCCACGACGAGGUGAGAUAUUUGGUGUGUGAGGAGGACAAGUACAGAGCCGCUCUGGCACUUCAAAUUACCAACCUCCUCACUCGCUCCAUGUUUGCUUACAAACUUCAGUUUUGCGAUCUCCCGCAGUCGGUGGCAUUUUUCAGUUCCGUGGAGAUAGACAAGUGCCUGAGAAAGGACUGCAAGAACGAUUGCAUUACCCCUUCCAAUCCACGAGGCCUUCAAAACGAAUACAACAUUUCUAA